UCCUUUUCCUAAGCUUCCGCUAAGAUGCCACCAGUAGUAAAGAAGGGUGAAAAGUUUGUCACCAAGAAAAUUGGUGGAGAUAAAAAUGGUGGUGAAAGAAAAGUCAGAGUGAAGAGACUGUCUAGAUUUUACCCUACUGAAGACAAAGCCAGAAAACUAAAAAGCCAUAAAAAAGCAUUCAGCCAACACAAGAGGAACUUAAGGGCAUCUAUUACACCUGGAACAGUUCUUAUUCUUUUGGCUGGUAGACAUAAGGGCAAGAGAGUUGUUUUCUUGAAACAGUUGAACUCUGGACUCCUCCUUGUGACAGGGCCUUACCACUUAAAUGGUUGUCCAUUGAGAAGGAUAAAUCAGAUCUAUGUGAUUGCUACUAAAACCAAACUUAAUAUUAAGGAUGUGAAAGUUCCAGACCGUGUCAAUGAUGACUACUUCCGCAGACUUAAACUGAAGAAGCCUAAGCAUGCUGAGGGUGACAUAUUUAACACUAAGAAAGAGGUUUACACUGUCAAUGAUGAAAGAAAAGAGGAUCAGGCUGUGGUAGACAAACAAAUACUGGAAGUCAUCAAGAAGAACCCAGAGAAGAAAUUGUUAUUUGGUUAUUUAGGCGCUACUUUUUCUUUGUCCAACAACCAGUUUCCACAUAAAAUGGUGUUUUGAACAUCAGUUCUUGAAGCAUACAAUAAAGGUUGAAGUUUA
This is a messenger RNA of Biomphalaria glabrata, 696 nucleotides long. Its product is annotated as 60S ribosomal protein L6. The record is from RefSeq and is a predicted model, not a curated record. The transcript has 6 exons. Gene Ontology annotation, cellular component: ribosome; cytosolic large ribosomal subunit. Bases 25 to 657 code for a protein of 210 amino acids. Gene Ontology annotation, biological process: cytoplasmic translation; ribosomal large subunit assembly. NCBI's taxonomy places the organism in Eukaryota, Metazoa, Mollusca, Gastropoda, Planorbidae. Gene Ontology annotation, molecular function: structural constituent of ribosome; RNA binding.